AUGCAUUCUGAUCACGAAGGCGAAGCAGGUUGGAUAGGCUCUGGUGUAUGGGGUCUAUCUGCAGUCGGAGCCAAACAAAGACAAGCAGAUCGUGAGCGUGAUCGACGGAUAGCGAAAGGACAUGUAGAAGAUGACGGAGGCCGCAGGCAGAGACAGAUUGAAUGGGAAGGGUUCUUGCGAUAUGCCGAUCAGAAAGAGCGGGAGCUCUAUAAAAUCUUUAUCGAAUUGGACAAGAAUGGAGAUAUGCGAUUAGAUACGGUAGAGAUUGCAGGUGCUUUAGAUCGUGCGGAAAUUGAAUUAUCAAAAGAUGGUUUGAAGGACUUUGUCGCUAGUCUCGGAUCUUCUUCGCGUUGGCAAGGAUCAGGAUGUCCUUCUUCAGUCACUUUUCCGGAAUUCCGCGACUAUUUGUUGCUCUUACCUAGGAAACCUUCGGUGAAUGAAAUCUUCCGAUUUUAUCAAGUACGUAAAGCAUUUGGACUUUUCGGAUCCCAAGGUAUUUUUGGCGAAUUUAGCGAUCGAUGGGGAAAGACGGAAAGGCAUGGUGCCACCUCUGUCACACAGGAUGGAGAUGUAUCCUUGGCAGGUGAAGAGAGGAAGAAGCUCGGUGAAGAUGAAAAAGAAGCAAGACGUGAAGCAAGAAGGGUGGCGAUUGAGAAUGCUGCGACAGAGGUCGUCAGUUCUGACAAUCAUUCCGAUUCAGAAACAAAUGGAUUGUCGGGCAUUUUGUCAAACUCAGAUAUGAUCCAUGGUGAUGUUGCUCUUAAAUUUCUGCUCGCUGGUGGUAUAGCUGGUGCAGUUUCUAGAACAGCCACUGCUCCUUUUGAUCGUUUGAAGAUCUAUUUGAUCACUACAGCCCGUGCCCAGCCAGAAGCACUCAACUCAGGAUCUACGUCAAAGAUUGCAACACGUGGAAUGAGUAUGCUGACAGAAGCUGUUCAUGCACUCUAUCGCGAAGGAGGAGGCCUUAAAGCUUUUUGGGUCGGUAAUGGCUUGAACUGCUUAAAGAUCUUUCCUGAAUCAGCAAUCAAGUUUUUGAGCUAUGAGACUGCAAAGAGAGCAUUUGCCAAGUACGUUGAUGGAGUUUCAGAUUCUCGAGAUAUCAGUGGAACGAGUCGAUUUUUGAGUGGUGGUUUUGGUGGUAUUACAAGUCAAUUUGCAAUUUAUCCUGUUGAAACGCUCAAAACACGAUUGAUGGCUUAUCAAGGAUCGAGUGGUAGUAACCACGCGCCAGCAGGACACCAAGCACAAGGCAAUCGACUUUUAUCCACAGUCGCGAAAGAUAUGUGGAAGAAUGGCGGGAUGAGAACUUAUUACCGUGGUCUAACGGCAGGUUUGAUUGGAGUUUUUCCUUAUUCUGCAAUUGAUAUGUCUACAUUUGAAGGAAUCAAGCUAUUUUACAUCAAGUACACUGGCAGAGAAGAACCGGGCGUUUUAGCACUCUUGGCAUUCGGAAGUUUGAGUGGAAGUGUUGGAGCAACGACUGUUUAUCCGCUAAGUUUGGUUAGAACUAGACUUCAAGCAGCCGGAACGCCUGCUCAUCCUCAACAAUACGAUGGCUUUUGGCAUGCAUGCAGGAUCACGUAUAAACAAGAAGGCUUUGUUGGAUUUUAUCGUGGUUUGGUACCUUCUUUGGCAAAAGUCGUUCCUGCUGUUUCAAUUUCUUAUGUCGUUUAUGAACAUUCAAAACGUCGUUUAGGCGUACAGUAAACUUAUCAUCAUAUGGACUUUCUUUCUUACGUUGUUGCAAUUUGCUCUAUCUUGUCCCUCUUUGUACAUUGACAUUAGAACUUUACUAGAUUUUGCAUAAUUUACAUUUUUCAUCAUCCAA
Meira miltonrushii is the source of this 1828-nucleotide messenger RNA. RefSeq names its product mitochondrial carrier. The record is from RefSeq and is a predicted model, not a curated record. The transcript has 2 exons. Lineage: Eukaryota; Fungi; Basidiomycota; Exobasidiomycetes; Exobasidiales; Brachybasidiaceae. Gene Ontology annotation, molecular function: calcium ion binding; ATP transmembrane transporter activity. Gene Ontology annotation, biological process: transmembrane transport. Bases 1 to 1707 code for a protein of 568 amino acids.